AUGCCUCCGAAGCAAGAGACUCACACCGAAAGGAUCUCGGCUCUCGAAGGUAGGAUCAGUGCUGUCUCAAUUACGAUCGAUGAGCUACGUGACUCGAUGGCGAGGAGUGAGCGAUCGAUUCUGGAGACGACGUUGAAGAGUGAUCAAAAGUUCCUGGAGGUCGAUCGGAAGGCUGAGGAGCGUCAUACUCAGCUGAUGGCUAUGUUCCAGAAACAACCGGUGGUGGUGACGAAUCAGGAGAAGGUCGAGCCAAAGGAGGGAGGCCCGGGAGAGAUUCAUCGCGAGACUGAAGGAUCUGUUUCCAACACCCAAGGAUUACAGAUCCGUCCAGAGAAAGGCCUUCUACAUGUUCCGGAGAUGGCGACCCCUUUCAGAUAUGCGGAGCUCAACACUCCGUUUUAUCAUGCGGGUUCCUCGGGGUAUUCAUCUCAACAGAAACUUGAAUCACCUCCGAAGAAGCUUGAUCUGCCGAACUUUGAAGGGAAGAACCCAGAUGACUGGACCUUUCGGAUGGAGAAGUGUUUCUCGGACAGGGAGGAGCCGUUAGAUUGGAGGGAUUUUAAGGUGAAACUGAGGAGGAGAUUCAAACCGACAAGGGGAGGAACCAUCCUUAGUCAGAUGUUACGGUUGAGGCAGACGGGGACUAUAUCCGAGUAUAGAGAGCAGUUUGAGGAGCUAUCCGCAGAAGUACCUCAUGUGACAAAUGAUGUGCUAGAGGAGAUAUUCUUGCACGGAAUGAAGCGGAGUUUGCGAGAGCAAGUGGUGAGAUUGAGGCCAGUAGGGAUGGAUGAGAUUGUUGACAUGGCCAAGAUCAUUGAAGAACAGGAGAAUGAGCGCAGUUCCUAUCAAAAUCGGUCCUUCCAAAGGACUAGUUCAGCGCCCACCCUCAACUCUAGCCAUAGGAGCUACAACUCUAACUCUGGUAAUGCUCGUUACGGGGAGAACACAUCGGCGAGGAAGUCUGUGGACUCUCAGCGUGACAACAAGAGCAAUGAUCAGAAGAAAAACAUCCAGAACCCCUGCAGACACUGUGGAGAAAGGUUCUUUGCAGGGCAUCGAUGUAAGGCUUUUCAGAGGUUAAAAAAAAUGGAGUUGGAUGAUAGUGAAGUGAAAGAUGAGGAAGAGUUGAGCGACGAAGAGAAGUCCGAGGAUCACAAUGAUACUCAGGAGCAGGAGUUACAUGUGUUGUCCUUGAAUUCAAUGGUGGGAAUUACCUCUAAGAAAACUAUGAAGAUGAAAGGCAGGAUGGGGGAUAGAGACGUCGUGGUUCUUAUCGACUCAGGGGCUACUUGUAACUUUAUUUCGAAGAAGUUGGUGGGUGAGUUAAAGUUGCCCGUGGUGGAGACGGUAGGCUUUGGAGUGGCGGUUGGAAAUGGAGAAGUUAUAUCAGGUUCUGGAAAAUGUGAAGGUGUGGAAGUAUUGAUUCAAGGAGUGACGAUUAAAGAAGAGUUCUUGCUCUUUGAGCUGGGAACUAUUGAUUUGGUUUUGGGAUAUUCGUGGUUGGCUGAACUUGGGGAGACCCGCAUUAACUGGGGGUUGAACAUUCUGAGGUUUCAACGCGAUGAGAAGUGGGUGUCGAUUUGCAGUGAUCCGGAGUUACUGAAGGCUCAAGUGUCCCUUAAUACGAUGGAGAAGCUCUGCGAUAAGGAAGAUGUGGUGUCUGUUGGAGCUGCAAGCAUUAUUUGA
Molecule: messenger RNA, 1686 nt
Organism: Brassica oleracea var. oleracea
Lineage: Eukaryota; Viridiplantae; Streptophyta; Magnoliopsida; Brassicales; Brassicaceae
Exons: 2
Coding region: 1-1686 (561 amino acids)
Source: RefSeq, a predicted model, not a curated record